UUUUGUUUUUAUCUUCCAACACUCACUAUUUAUAUCCACUACCCCUUCCUCCUUUUUCACCCACUUCAAUUCUCCUUCUUCCCUUUCAUCUUGAAGCAACUUACUGAAGUAAUGGAGCUCGGUAACAUCACUUAUUUGAAGGAUUUGGAUUUGGCUCGCCGUGAUUACACUGUGAAGGUUCGUGUACUCCGUUUAUGGAAGCAACCGAUGUAUAACAAUCCAGAGCAGUUUUACUCAAUCGAAAUGAUCGUUGUUGAUGAAGAGGGAACCACCAUGCAAGGCAAUGUUCUCCGAAGAUGGUUUCCGAGAUUUGAACAAGUUUUCAAUGAAUCAGAUUGCUAUUUCAUUGUCAAACCCACUAUUGGUUUAAAUGAGUCCAAGUACAAGUAUGUGGACAACAAAAACAAGCUGGGAAUCUACUGUGAUACCGAUGUGUAUCCAUGUAAGGAUUUCAAUGGUCCCAUGUAUGGGUUCUCAUUCACAUCCUUUAAGGAUAUCAUUGACAAAACUGUUCCAGAAAACAAAUCUAUAGAUGUUAUUGGUUUUGUUGCUGAUGUUAAAGACCUUAAGAAGUUUAAGACAGCAAGGGGUAAAGACACCAAGAAACUCAAUGUCAUCAUUCAAGAUCUAGAGAUGGAAUCAAUAUACCUGUCUUUGUGGGAUUCUUAUGCUGAUCGGAUUUUAGAGCAAUGGGAAAACAGAGAAGAACAUGGUGUUAUUGUUGUCAUUCUGCAGUUUGGUACACUGAAGUACUUUGGUCGUUUUGGUUAUGUUAACAGCUGUUUCAAUGUUUCCAAGCUUUUCAUAAAUUCUGAUGUUGAUGAAAUGACUACUUUUCGUAAGAGUCUGAUUGCAAACUCUGCUGCUUCUUCAUGUUCGAGUCAAUCUUCUCGGCUUUCUGGAAUUUUUUUAUCCUUGUAUGAUGAGUAUGUUGUUAGAUCUGAAUUCAACAACAUAGCUGAAGUAAAUCUCAAUCAGGCCAAGUCUGUUGUUGUUGUUGGUACUGUUCAAAUGAUAUCCGAAGAUUUGCCUUGGUAUUACUUUGCUUGUAAAACUUGUAACAAGAAGGUUUUCCCAAAAGUUACUAAUGAUACACCUACGGUUGGUGUCUUGGUUGAUGAAGAAGAGGUUUAUGAGUGCAAAACGAAAACUUGCAAGGACACUGUGAUUCAAUAUACUAAAAGGCUUAAAAUUCCAUUGACUGUUCAAGAUUCCAGUGGAACUGUGUCAUUGACAUUGUUUGACAGAGAUGCUUGCCGAAUUCUAAAUACAACUGCAGCUAACUUAAUUGAGAAACACGUUGCUGGUGGUGAUAAGGGUCUGUAUCCUGACGAGUUUGAAGCUCUUUUAGGGAAAAAAUUUGCAUUCAAGAUUGAUAUCAGUGACUUCAACAUUGAACACAACUUUUGGUUUUUUGGUGUUUCUAAAUUGACUGACGAUGAGGAUAUCAUAUUUGAGCUUGAGAAGAAAGCAAACAACAUUAAGGUAAUAUUAAGUUUAAGUACCUAA
Helianthus annuus (common sunflower) is the source of this 1509-nucleotide messenger RNA. RefSeq names its product replication protein A 70 kDa DNA-binding subunit B. Gene Ontology annotation, cellular component: nucleus. The coding region runs from base 112 to 1509 and encodes 465 amino acids. The transcript is spliced from 10 exons. The record is from RefSeq and is a predicted model, not a curated record. Gene Ontology annotation, biological process: DNA repair; DNA replication; DNA recombination. Gene Ontology annotation, molecular function: DNA binding. Lineage: Eukaryota; Viridiplantae; Streptophyta; Magnoliopsida; Asterales; Asteraceae.